This is a messenger RNA of Sorex araneus (European shrew), 942 nucleotides long. RefSeq names its product CD5 molecule like (gene CD5L). The record is from RefSeq and is a predicted model, not a curated record. Gene Ontology annotation, cellular component: membrane. NCBI's taxonomy places the organism in Eukaryota, Metazoa, Chordata, Mammalia, Eulipotyphla, Soricidae.
AUGGUUCUGCUCUUCUUGAUCCUUGCUAUUUGCACUGGACCUGACCUCUUAUUAAUAUCCCAUUUCUUUUCAGAGUCUUCAUCCAAUGUACGACUUAAGGGUAGUCCCCACCACUAUGAAGGAUGGGUGGAGGUGGAGCAGGAAGGUCACUGGGUCACUCUAUGUGACCACUGGGACAUGAAGGAUGUGGCUGUGCUGUGUUGAGAGUUGGGCUGUGGAUCUCCCAAGGGGUUUCUAUAUGCACCAUCAAUAGACAAUGAGCAAAAAGUUCUUAUCCAAGAUGUUAAUUGCUCAGGGAUAGAAGAAUCACUAUCCCAAUGUGAAAGUGAAGAUGCUUUUGAUUGCUUUCACAAAGAGGAGGAUGCAGGAGCCCGUUGUGAGAGUGAGUAUGAAAGUAUCAUAUGGUUAAGUCAGAUAUCCUGCUCAGGACAAGAAGAAAGCCUUCAGGAUUGUCCUUCUGAACUUUGGGGAGAAAAAAGCUGUACCCAUGCUGGCAUGUGGGUAGAAUGUGAAGAUCCCCUUGACUUGAGGCUGGUAGAAGGAGAUGGACACUGUUCUGGGCAACUAGAGGUGCUCCACAAGGGUGUGUGGGAUUCUGUCUGUGAUGAUGGCUGGAGAGAAAAGCAGGAUAAGGUGGUAUGCAAGCAACUAGGCUGUGGGCAGUCUCUCUUUCCAUCCACCAAAAUCCAGAGACUCAUUGGCCCUGGAAUGGGCCAGAUUUGACUUGAUGGUGUUCGUUGCUCAGAGAAGGAGCAGUCCUUAGAGCAGUGCCAGCACAGAUUUUGGGGAACUCACAACUGCAACCAUAAGAAAGAUGUGGCUGUGAUCUCCUCAGGUAACUUGUGGACAGAGUCUAAUGCUGUAGUGUGGGAGACUGGUGUAGAGGGAGCUAAUGGAAAAGGGCUAAAGGGUGGGCCCUGGGAAUUUUUCAGUACCAUAUAA